UAUUCCAGACGUGACGACUCGAGGCCUGUUCAGACCAGAACCGUUCGAGACUUUGUUGAAGCCGCAUCUUUCACUGUCGACUAACUUGGUCGAUUAUCCUCUGGGAAACCUUUUUUUUAUUGUGCACAUUUUAAUACAAAAUCAUUCAAGAUGUUUUGGGGUCUUAUUAUGGAACCAAGCAAGCGUUAUACGCAAACUGUUGAGAAGCCCUUCCAUCUUUCGAUGGCCAGUUUGGAUGCCACAACAGCCUCUGGCAACUUUGUGCAAGUUAUGAUCUGUUAUGAUGAUCGUAAUUAUUUGUUGUGCACUCUUCAAAAAGAUAAAACAUGGCAAGUACCUUUGGACUUGAAUUUUGAACAAGGAUCCAAAAUUUCAUUUACCUGCAAUGGUGAUGGACAUGUUCAUUUGACUGGCUACAUCAUUCCUGAUGACGAAGAAGAUAUGAUGGGUGCUAGUGAUUCUGAUGAUGAAGAGGCAUCUGAAGACGAAGAAGCUCAAAGACAAAUUGCUGAGCUACUUGGUAACAAAAAAAGGAAAGCCAUUAAUGGUACCUCUGAACAAAACAAGAAAUCCAAAGUUGAAAUUGAAUUGGAGGAAGAAGACUCUGAUGACGACUCUGAUGAUGAUUCUUCAGACCUCGAUGAAUCAGGAUUGAUGGGUGCUGAAGAUGAUCAGGCAUCUGAUGAUGAUUCCGAUGAAGAUGAUGAAGAAGACGAUGAUAGUGAUGAUGAUGAUGAUUCUGAUGAUGAUGAUGAGGAAGAUGAUGAUGAAGAAGAAGAAGAAGAAGAACAACAACAACAACAAAAAGUGCAGGUGAAAGAAACCAAAAAUCAGAAACAAAAACAAAACCAACCAAAAAAUAAGCAGAAUCAACAACAAAACCAGAGUCAAAACAAAGACCAAAAUGCCAAGAAUAAAAUGGUAAAUGGUAAAGACUCGCACCAAGAAGAGCAGAAGAAUAAGCAGCAAAAAAAGAACAAGGCUGAAAACAAAAAUGAGAAUGGCAAAGUUGAAAAACCUCAGCUAGAGGUACAGCAGCAAAAGAAAAGAACAGUUGAGGGUGGAGUUCAAAUAGAAGAACUGAAAGCUGCUGCCGGUAAUGGCCCUGUUGCCAAACCAGGAAAAUCAGUAUCAGUAUAUUACAAAGGAACAUUUAAAAAUGGAAAAAUGUUUGAUUCCUGCACCACUGGUCCAGGAUUUAAAUUCAGACUUGGCAAAGGUGAAGUUAUCAAAGGAUGGGAUGUUGGUGUCGCUGGAAUGAAAGUUGGAAGCAAGAGACGUUUAACAAUCCCACCAAAAAUGGCAUAUGGUGCUAAGGGUUCGCCACCAGUAAUUCCUGGAAAUUCUACUCUCUUCUUUGAUGUUGAACUCAAGGCUGUUCAUUGAAGUAUAAAAAUCCUAGUUAAGUACUUUUCUUUAAAAUAUUGUCUUAAAUAUUUUUAAGAAAACAUUUAUUUUACAAACUUGUUAAUGUGAAAGACAACUAUCAAUCUGUACAGUAGAAUGCAAAUUAUACAAUAUUUCAUAGAUUUACUUCAUAAUGUAAUUUAACAGUGCAUGUUUUUGUACGUAGAUUGAUACACAAUUUAUAAUGUACAAAUAAAUAAUUUUAUACGACUCUGAAAUGGA
This is a messenger RNA of Trichogramma pretiosum, 1629 nucleotides long. RefSeq names its product 46 kDa FK506-binding nuclear protein (gene Fkbp39). NCBI's taxonomy places the organism in Eukaryota, Metazoa, Arthropoda, Insecta, Hymenoptera, Trichogrammatidae. The transcript is spliced from 4 exons. Bases 151 to 1386 code for a protein of 411 amino acids. Gene Ontology annotation, cellular component: chromatin; nucleolus. The record is from RefSeq and is a predicted model, not a curated record. Gene Ontology annotation, molecular function: macrolide binding; peptidyl-prolyl cis-trans isomerase activity.